Rhizophagus irregularis DAOM 181602=DAOM 197198 is the source of this 3178-nucleotide messenger RNA. The record is from RefSeq and is a predicted model, not a curated record. NCBI's taxonomy places the organism in Eukaryota, Fungi, Glomeromycota, Glomeromycetes, Glomerales, Glomeraceae.
CGUCAGUGUGUGUGAUUAAAUGAUCAACAUUUCAGAUUUCCAACAUUUCCGAGCUGAAAUUGCCAAUUUCUUUACUUAUUCUUCAUAAAUACUAUACUUAUUAUUGAUUUUUCGCUAAAUGUUUCAAAACCCAAUUAUUGUCGUCUGUAGCGGAGGUCUUUCUGGUCUUAUCUUCGCUCUUUCUUUAUCCGAAGUUUUUGUUACGAAAGAAAUUACAGGAAAAAUUCUUCUUUAUCAUGAAUAUUAUAAAAUUCGUAAUUCGAAAGACCAGUCUUCUUCGUUAAAUAAGAAUGAAAUUUUACGUCUUCCACAAAGUGUCCGUGAUUAUGUAUCUUCUCCAUAUUCUCUACAUGGAUUCGAAGACCGACUUUUGGAGUUGAUUAAAAAACUUCCCAAGGAAACUGUCCAACUUAUUCACGAAAGGUUUGACCCUGCACAAACGAGUCAAGAUUUUAGAUUUGAUUUAUUGGUUCUCGCAGAUGGUUAUAGCGUUAACCUUUAUGACAGUUGCCAGUUCGAAAAAGAAGUUAUUUCCAAUCAUUAUGAAUUAGAAAUUAACUUUAGUCUUACCGAAAAUCAUUUUCAGAAUAGCGAAAUAGAGAUCUUAUCUUCAUUUCAGAUAAGAUAUUUGAUGCAAUUACAACAAAAUAAUCAAAAUCUCAAAAUAAAUUUAUCGAAAUCUGAAUUCGACAAUAUUGAACUUGAUUCUGGUUCAAAUUCAAUAAAGAAUAAUCCUUGGUUUACGAAUAUUAUACAAGACGGUUUUAGAUUCUUUGAAAUCAAUAAUUAUGACUUGGGUUCAAUCUCAAAAGUUUCAACUGACUCGUUAGUAAAUAAAGAGUUCUAUAAAAGCUAUCAACAUGGUCAUAAUGAAAAUCUUGUGUGCGUGAUUGGUGAAUCGGCAUUUAAUUGUAAAGCUUGGCAAAAUAAGAGUAUGAGCCUCGAAAUUGCAAUAUCAACAGCUACGAUAUUAGCUGAGAAAAUUUCCGAUGAGCAUGAACAAAAAAUAUCACUUGAAAUAACUCGUAAUAUUCUUGAUAAAUUUUCCAAUGGAAUGUUAAACUAUAAAAAAGAACUCGUACAUCAAUUUCAACUAAGAAGCAUGGAUAAUAUUCUUUCACAAGUUAUCCAUAAAACCAUUAAUAAUUAUAAUAAACAGUAUCCAGAUGAUCAAUCGCCUAUCGACUCCUCUGAUUUUAUGACUACUCUGAACAAAUAUCCACGAUUAUUUGAGAUUGAUGUUCUCGAUCAAUUAAAAAAAGAGUACGUUAAUAAUGUCAAAAUUUCUGCGCCCUUCAUUAAAAAGCUAGAUAGAAUUCAAAACAUAGUAAAUUACUUUAUAAUUUUUGAAUCAUGCUUAUCUUCUCAUAAGAAUAUAGAGUCAAAUAAAGGUGAUUUGGUCAAAUUAAGUCAAUCUGUAAUUCUUGAUAAAAGCCUGGAUCAUGACGAUCAUAUCUCUGAUACAAGUUCUGAGGAUUCUGAUGACUCAUCUGAUAAUGAAACGCAACCUGAAUCUUUAUCACUCGAGGAGUUUUUCCAAAUUACUUUUGGAGACGAGCCAAUCAGUUAUGACGCUACAAACUUUGUAGUAGAUGAAUUGACUGAAGAAAUAUUUAAAGUUAAAGUGAUACCUUCUUUAAAAGAUCCUACAAAUGGAAUUCUUAGAAAUAUAUUUCCAUAUAUCAUCGAUAUAAUUAAUAGAACCAUUUCAUUGCAACGUAUUCAGGAUUGCAUUAGACAAAUUUCAGACUCCAAAGAACUUGAUGACUCUUCACAGACAUUAAAACGAUUAGUUGACUGCAAAGGAAGAGAUUAUCUUGUAGCUUUCUUGGAUAAAGUACCAAAAAAAGCACUUUCGAAAAUCUUACUUUCGCUUACUCGAGCGAAUAUUCCCAUUCCAUUAUUAUUCACAAAUAAAAAUGAUUUUAGCCAAAAAGGUCUUCGAGUAUUAAGAGAAAUUCAUAGUUUAAUACUUCAAGAAAAUUAUCAUUUAUUAUUAUCAUUCAAUCUAACUACGAGCGAAUUAUCUUCACCAUUCUCAAAAAUGCUUUAUCCAAUUAUUUGUAAACCUCGUGAAGAUGGUUUAAGUAUUACCUCGACUGGUUCAAUCGAUAUUUCUUUUCAUCCCGCUUCGGAAAAUUAUGAACGAAAACCUAUUGCUAUAGCUGAAGUAUACUUUGAAGAAAACCCACAUCAGACUUUUCUUAGCCUAAUUAAUAGCUUCUCACAAUUUGCAUUUUACAUGUUCUUACAUGUAAAUGAUCAAGAUUUUGAAGGAAACUCGCCAUCUAGUGAAUUAAAUCAACUUCUUAAUACAAUCUUAGCAGGAUCCGAUAAUUUAUUCAUUUCAAAAAUAUCUGUAAUAUAUUGGAGUAAAUCAAAAAAAAAUAAUGAUCCCUUCAGUAAACGUAAAAAGACUUUAAAAAAAUUACUGGAACCACACUUCAAGUCUGAAUGUAUUAAAAUUGAACAAAUUUCUAACGACUUUAAUCAAUUUACCGAAAAGAAAAAAGAUGACGUAAUAAAAAAACUGUCAAUACUCGAAUCAAAAAUUGUCCAUCCAUCACUAUUUCUUAAAUUAUUAGAUGGAAGUACUUUAAAUAUUUGGAAAAGUGAAACUGAAAAAUCUGCAUUCGCUUCUAAAAUGAAGUCCAUCGAAUUUAAUGGCAAAUCAGAUAUUUUUCGUGCGACUCAUCUAGAACAUGAGAUUGAAGCAUUAAAUGAUAAGAAAUCUACAACAGAAUCACAAGAGAAUUCAAUAUUCAUAUCUGAAGGAGAAAUUCUUAAUAAAAUACAACAAUAUCGAAAAGAACAAGUUGAAAUUAAUACAAAAGAACCAUUAUCAAUUUUCAUUGAUUUUGCAAAAUUAAUUAAUGAAAAUAAUAUAGAAAAAAUAAGAGAUUUUUCCUGUCAAAUUGAUGAUUUUUUCAAAAAGUUUUUACAUGAAUUACAAAAUUCAAAGAACGAUGUAGAACGAACUGAAAUCAAUAGGAUGAUUGAGGAGAAUGAUAUUUCUAUCCAUGACUUUUGGCUUGAAUUUAUUAUAUUAUCUGAAUUGCAUAAUAAUCCUCGUAAAUCUGUGUUAGAACAAUUAAGCGUUCAAAACAUGGAUCCUUGAAGGAGAACCUUUGCAAUUCCUCGAUGGUUUAUCAUUACGCUCUCUUCCAACGAAGUUUUU